CUGUAUCUACUCGUAGUCUGUAUAACAUUGUUGUAUUAAGAACCUCUUUUUUAAAGUUUAUUAAAAAUAAAUUCUUAAUGAUUUUGUCACGUCAAGUUUGUAUUAAAUUUUUACAUUGGUUGUUUACUAGUUUGGGUUUAGUUCUGUAUUAAAUAUAAUAUAGGUAAUUUGAUUAUAAUAUUUUUACUCAAGUUGCGAUUGUAAUACAAUGGCUGAUGAUGAAGAUGAAGGCGGUUUUGGUGGUUUGUAUGAAGAGGGGCAUUGGACGUGGGACGAAUCUGUAGAAGCUUUAGUUUUUAUUAGUGAUCUUCCUCCAAAGCCCGUAGAAGCUAUACAAAUACUGACUAAGGCUCCAACAGGCACUGUCGAAUUUAGAGAUGAUGUUGAUUUAAUAGAACAGAUUCGAUUUCGUCGACGUUACCAAAGAAAAUUAAAACCAGGACAAGCGGAUGUUAUAACCGUACAAGACGUGAAAGAUAUUGCAUUAUUCACGGCUCCAGUGGGUAUAAUGAGCCCCAUGCUUAUAAAUAUGCUACAUCUACCAACGACUGAAAGAUUUAUUAGGGCACUUAUACUGUACUCUGAAUAUUACUUACAGGUGGCCGAUGAGAUGACACUUCGUAUUAUUGAAUUGGAGACAAAAGUGCGUACUCCAGACUGUGAGAUUCUAGAAAAAGAAUAUCGUGACAAUUUAUCAGAUUUACGUCUUUUAGUUGCUAAAGAAUACAGUACAAUGCUAAUAGGUGGUAGCGAUACCCGAAAAUUUCACCACAUGGGACCACAGAAAAAACGACGGUCGUUAUCGGACAAAGAUGUGCGACUUUUUGAAACUUUGCUCCGUAUGUGUGUUCAAAUUGUUUGGCUGGCAUUGGGACGCAAAUCGUUUAAUCAAAUUGAAUUGGAAAUGAACCGAAUAUUUAAGUCGGAGAUAUUCAAUGCUGUGGAGCACACAUUACGGACCGACUAUAUAGCCAAGAUGGCGAAGGAGGAACGGGCGGUACUACUGGGUCACUGCGUGCGACAGGACAAGAAACUCAACACACGAUCACCGCUGAUGAAUGAAGUUUUCUGUCACAGGGAGAUUGACUAUCGCUUGUUGGGACUUGGAGUCAUUAAAUGCCCUCAGAUGACGCCGCGUCUUCAUUACAUGUUACAAGCAGUUGCCGGUCCAGAAGAUAAAUUAAAGGAGCUAGGCGUGGUUGUAGGUAUUUUGGGCAUGCCACGGUCAGCAUUCGAUACUAUGUUGAGACCGUUGCCUACUGUUUCUGAAGGAGGAAAGUCUAGAGCAUCUAUGUCAUCAACGAGCUAUAGUUCCAAAAGUGCUGGUUCCAUGAGAAAAAGUCAGUUAGUCGUACAAAAAUUGUAUCCUGAUGUUGUGUUGCCGCGGAAAGAGAAGAGAGAAUUUUAUUUUCCGUCUGCAUUUCCUGAUGAGCCUGAAGACAUCCGUCGCUGUAGUGAGAUGCAGCGACGGCGUUGGCAGAACCGACUCAUGAAACUUCUUCAUCUGCAAACUACGGUCCGUUAAUAUACACGGAACUUCGUUUCAAUUGAUUGAUGGUUUCACGUCGCAAUGUAUUGGGGAUAUUUAAGUAGUUGCUGAAAUGCUUGUCCUCUUACGUAUGAUAUCCAUAUUUGUAUAAAAAUUAACACGAAUAUUUAUGUCCAAAAGUACCUAAUUGUAGUGGCCUUAGUGCUAAAGC
Molecule: messenger RNA, 1700 nt
Organism: Galleria mellonella (greater wax moth)
Lineage: Eukaryota; Metazoa; Arthropoda; Insecta; Lepidoptera; Pyralidae
Product: protein phosphatase 1 regulatory subunit 36
Exons: 10
Coding region: 209-1525 (438 amino acids)
Biological process (GO): negative regulation of phosphatase activity
Molecular function (GO): phosphatase binding
Source: RefSeq, a predicted model, not a curated record